Messenger RNA from Cladocopium goreaui, 3354 nucleotides. The record is from the annotation of a GenBank genome assembly. Lineage: Eukaryota; Dinophyceae; Suessiales; Symbiodiniaceae.
AUGUUUCCCUACCGAAAUCGGCAAUGCUGCUGGGUCGUCCACAGAUUGAGGGUUCGCAGUCUGGCCAGCCCCAGCCGGGAGAUUGCCGCAUCAGAGACCACCCGGAGUUUGCUCAGUCAGAUCCAGGGCGAAGAGAACGUUUCCGGGGACGGCGUGUUGCAGUCGUGCACUGGCGGACUCUUACGGCUGUCCAUGCCGGGCAGCGUCUUCGUGGGUCAGGGCUUGCGCGUGGGAAGUGUGCCGGCCGUAGUGGUCCGCUUUGACCGCACGGGAGUGGUGGCCGCAGCACUUGAUGUAGCUGAAGCUGGUGCAUCCGUCAGCUCGUGUGGCAUGUUGACUUUGAAGCAAAGAGAUUGGCCGGCAGGGUUGUCCAAUUGUUCUCUUUCUGAAAUUGUGACGCCAUCUGGUGCUUCGACAGAGAGUUUACUCAAAUUACCUGCGUCUAGGGCUUCCAAGCGCCUACAGAUACAAAGACACUUACCGUCUGGAUUGGCAGCUGUAGAAGCGCUCCUUCCUCUUGGUGAGGGUCAGAGAUUGGGACUGGUGGGGCCCCCUGGAACUGGCAAAAGCACGGCACUCAGGAUGCUGGCGACAUCACAGGCGCCGGAGACUGCCGUGGUCUUUGUGGCGCACCGGCGACAUCAGAGUCGACUGGAGGCGGAGUUUGCAGAGCUCGGUGAUCGUUCAGCUCCAUUUGUGGCGUUAUCUGCUGAGCCAUCCUCCCCAGCCCCUGAGCGCUAUUUUCUGCUACUUGCUGCGCUGCGCCUGGCAGUUGAAUUGGGCAGCUCCCACCGCAACGUUGUGCUGGCUGUGGACGAUGCUGUGAGCUUCGCAGAGGCCGCUGCCGAGCUGAAGGUGCCGCCGAUGUCAGCAGCGCAGGUGGUGGCCUCUACCUUAGAGGCAGCUGGAAAUUGGACAUGCAGCGGGCACCAGCGUGCGCUUUCUGUGGCCAUUGCGCUGGACCUUGCACCAGGGGAUGAGUUGGCAACUGUCCCGAGAGAUUUGUGGCGUUCGACGGAGCCCUCUCUGGAUAUUUGUCUGAAUUUUCGUCAUGGGCUUGCCUCUAAAGGCGUUUAUCCAGCGAUUGACCUGGACGUGUUGAACACCACCUAUGCCGCCACCUUCCAGCUCCCGGUACUUCGCGUGCUUCGCGGGGAACUUCGAGGUCUGUUAAGGCGAAGCAACAGCCUGAAGGAAAAACUGGCUACCGGCAAAGAUUUGGGCUUUCAAGCAGAGGUUGAGGAUGUUGACUCCCUUGGCAGUGAUACAGUUGCCCGAGCUUUGUUGACACAGUCGAAACUGUGUUCAAUGCGAGAGGUGGUGGUGCUCGCAUGUGCCAGUGUGGUCUUCUACUUCCCGCGUCAGAGACCAUCCAGGUCAGAAGUUGCUGCCUUCCAAGCGGAAGUUGUUGACCUGAUAAGGUCCUACUAUCCCAGCAUUUGGGAAGCUCAUCAUUUGAUUCAAGGAUCUCUUUCCCAAGCAAUUUCCUAUGCUCCAACUGCAGUGUCCUCUCAACCAGAUCGGGGGGAUCUGUCAGCCAUCGAUGGUGCUGUUGAAGUGAUCUUUUUUGACUUUGAUGGCACCUUGACUGAGACCCCGGGCACGAGAGCUUCACAUGCCAGCAAGAUGGCUGAACUCAUGGGGAGGACCCCGCUGCUACGACCUCGGCUGCAACGGCUCCGAGAGGCAGAAAUUAUGCUGGGCGUAGUCUCGAAGAGCACGGAGCAAACGGUGUCCACUGCUCUCCAAGAGACAGGGCUCAUGGAAUUUUUCAACGGACCCAUUGUCGGAAAGGCUGCACAGUUAGAUGGCAAAGCUGGAAUAAUCCAAGCCCUGUUUGAAGAGGGUGGCACUCUUGCUCAUUUAGGCUCUGAGGCUUGGGAAAAGGCGCUGCUGAUCGACGAUGACAUCUCGGAGCUUGUUUGGGCUCGUGACAUCGGCAUGCAGACCUUCGCAGCUCCAGCGCAGGGGGGCUUACAAGCAGAUGACUUCCAAGAGCUCUUCCGAUCCUUGGGCUUAGAAGGGGAGCAGUCACAGGAGGAUCCAUCGAUGGAUCCAAUGACUCCAUUGGCGCAGCCCCGCACGGGCCGUCGCGGCAGACCACCGGUACGGCUGGAAGAGAUCACCCUCGAGGACGAGUGCAUUCGCAGCCUUUGGACUCAGGGCCUUGUUGGACAGAAAUUGGGCUUGCAGACGGAUGUGGCACAGAAGCAGUACAGCAAGGCAGGUGUGAUGGCUGACACCAAGGAGGAAUCCGCUCCAAAGAUUGUUGACUACUAUGAUGUGACGGAGGAACUUGGACAAGGCUCUUUUGGAACUGCCUAUGUUGGCCACUACCGCUCCAGUGGCAUGCAAUGUGCUGUGAAGCUGCUUGACAGAGAGCACGUUGGACAGCACUAUCACAAAAACUUUGUGGAGCGUGACACUAUAUCGCUUCUUCUUCAGAUGGCCAGAGAGUCUCCCAACCCACAUGUGGUACAACUCCUGGACUCACUCAUGAGCGAUGCGCAUUUCUUUGUUGUCAUGGAACUACUUGAAGGGCCAGACCUGUUCGAGCACCUGACGAGCUACGGCCCGGGCGUCUCUUUGACAGAAGAACAUGCCCGGUUUAUCAUGCAGAAUUCGCUGUCGGCUCUAGCUCACAUCCACUCAACCUGUGGCGUGGGCAUAAUUCACCGUGAUGUGAAGCCGGAGAAUCUACGUUUUCGGAGCAAAGAUCCAGAUUCUGAAUUGGUUCUGGUUGAUUUUGGGCUGUGUUGCCCUGCAUCUGACGCGGAGCGGAGAACCAUUGUCGGUUCCUUGCUGUAUGUGGCUCCGGAGGUCUUCUCCCGACGUUAUGAUGCCAAGGCUGACCUAUGGUCGAUUGGUGUAGUCAUGUACAUUCUCCUCACCGGCCGUCCGCCCUGGAAGCAGAAUCUCAACGUGGGCUUUGUGCCCAGCAAAAAGGUUUUGAAUGGUGAAGCUGCCCAAGCUGCCUUGAAUGCCAAGGAACUGGAAGAGACACCAGCGGCCUUAGAGUUGCUGAGAGGGCUUCUCGUCACCAAUCCAGAGAGCCGUCUCAGCGCAAAAGCAGCGCUCCAGUGUCGUUGGCUUGGCACAAGUCCAGCCGCAAUAGAGCAAGAAGCUUCACCAAAGCUUUUGUCUGCAAACAGCUUGUCAUUCUGCUCUACUUCGAAAUAUAGCCACCGCACACCAAAGAAGGUCGCUCAGGCGGAUGACGACCCGGAAGAGGAUGAGAUCCAGGACAAGGCCCCAGAAUACGAGCUGCCGGAGCCUCUAGAAACCCAGGCCACCGAUGAGCCGGGAUUUCAAUUGCGCGGAAAACAUGAUGGCAAAAAACGGGAAGAGUCCUAG